AUGGCGCUUCUACUGCAUCUGUUGGAAUACCUCCUACAAAAAGUCGGACUUAAAAAGUACAUAAAGGGAGUGAAGCACAUGUGUAUGGACAGCCUUAAGCACUUCAUUUUGGAAGAAUUAGAAUUGGCCCCCUUCAAAGUUAACCUCCUUGAUGCUCUAGUGAGGAACACACACGGAAAAGGUUUGUUAAGGAGGAGGAAGCGACACCGGAAGGAGAAGGGAUCGUUUGGUGAAUACUUGGCUUAUUUGGAUUCUCUAAGGGAGAAGAACCACCAACUCAGCUUUAGCAUUUUCUACGUCGGUAGGGUGGAGUUAGACUGGGGGAUCCCCUCCAGCAGGAAUGGCGUUGUGUACGAUUCAGGCAUCUACAAUGGUCUGACCGCACAGAUGGAAAACGUCUUCGUGAGUGUAAGGUUGGAGGAGAAGGAGGGCGCCCACGUGGGGGAGCCGGAUAAAGCACCACGGGGGAAGAACGGAAAAAAGGCCAACACAAUGGGCAGACCCAUGAACGAUAUUGAAUGUUGCGGCACUGAGGAUGGACACGAACCCGCACCAAUCAGCAGGAGCUUCCCCGUCGUCGUUCUUCUGCUGGCCAUUCUUUACCUGAACGUGUUCAGAACGAAGCUGUAUGGCAUGGUCUGUUCCCUCCUGCAGUACAUCGCGCAUAAAUUCAUAAAGGGGGGUCUCCUCCGCUUUUUCAAAGAAAUCCUUUCCAAAGUAGCCAUGAAAUAUAUCCUCUGCCUUGACAUAAAAAACGUGAAUAUCCUUUUCGAGGAUACACUACCGAAUGGAAAAAAAAAAAUCUUCCUUUCUGUGCAUAUGAAUGAAGUGCACGCAGACAAUUGUAGCUUUAUCCGAAGCAGGGAGAGGGAGGAAAGUCACCUCAUGGAAGUGAAAGGCAGUCGAAACGUCAUCACAAAGGGGAAGAAGAUUAUUUACAACGAUAGGGGGGAUACCCUACAGAGGAAUGCCUACAUGGAUCUUUUCAAAUUUACCAUAAGGCAGCUCAGUGUUUACCAGGAUGGAAGGAAUCAACACAUUAGUAGGAGUGACAUAAAUGGAGACAAAUUUAAGUAUAAGUUUUUUUUCUUUUAUAAUGUGAAGGUAACACAUAAGAGGGAGUGCCUUCUGAAGGAGACCAACCUGUUGUGUGAUUUGUCGAAGGAGAGGACUGGCCAGAGGUACCUCCUCAGUGUCGUCACCCCGGGGGUUCAGCUCACCCUUUCAGAUGAUAGUUUGUAUACCUUGUAUUUGUUUUUGUAUAAGUACGUCUGCAUUGCGGGGGGAAAAACCCAGGGGGAGGUCACCACGGUGCAGAAAAAGCUGCGUUGUAAGCAUCCAAAAGGAAGAACUGGCGUUACCGGAGGAAGGAAAAUGCUUCAGUUCGACUUUCACAUGGAGCAGUUCAAAGUGGAUUAUUCGUACAGUGGGGGGAAUGACUCCCUCUGCUGUUGCGGCAAGAACGUGGAGCUUUCCUUUGCGUUGCAGGAGGAGAGUUGCAUUGCAGGGAAGGCAUUUACAACACACGACCGAUCGGUGAAAACGCUCACACUGCACAACUUCACCUAUUCGAUGGAUUCAUUUUCCGUCACAGAAUCCUACUCGAGUUUGUCCCUCAGCGUUAGUAAAGUAAAGGAGGAUCUGCUUCGUUUCAACACAAAAAAAAGUUAUGCCUUCAAGAAGGUCAUCUAUAACGGUCUACUAGAUAGCACGUGCGAAGAGUACGCCAGUGUGACGGCCGCUCUGGCUGGCAGAUAUGGCUGCAGUGCUUCAUCUAGGGGGAAGAACAGACACUGCCUCAUCGCACAGGUGCAUAGGAAGUGCAACCAAAGGGGAAGUAGAACAAGUGAGUAUAGAAUAGGUCUGCAAAUUGAGUGCAUCAACUUGGUGGUCAGUCGGUUGGAUAGGUUCUGCGUUCUGGUGGGCGGCCUACUAGAGAGGGACCUCUUCGUGUUGCAUCACCAUUUGGGUGUGAGCGGUGCAAAUAAACCAGUUCACAAUCCACACAGUGGCAACAUAAAUAAUCGGGGAUAUACCCUCCCACCGCUGGUUCACAUAAACGCGCAAAUUAAACGGAUCAAGGUGGAACUAACCAAGUUGCGUGCACCCACGUUGAUCCUCUGCCUGGACCAAAGUAUCCUACACUUCACAAAUCAGAACAUCAUGCAUGUGAAGAAAAAGGAAAUGCUAAAGAUCCCCGCAAGUCGUAACUUUUUCCUAAGGAAAGAAUUAAAGACCAGGGGGAAAGCCAUCCACAGCCAUGUUAACGUAGCCUACAGAAUAGCAAAUAUAUACACCUACCUGAAGGAUGGCAAAAGCACACACAUUCUGGUCUUCCCUUUUUCUCUGUUCUUCGCUCUGGACAGGAUCAAACUGUAUAGAGUGAAAAUUUCCAUCGUUUCGCUAGUCGUAGAGCUAAACAGCAACGUUUUAAAUUUGUUAAAGAGGUUAUUUGGGGACAGCCAAGAAUAUGCGCAGAGGGAGAAUGGCACUCGAAUUGGAAAUGCAUACUUCACAUCGGAGGAAUGCGAACCUGAAACAAGUCUGCUUUCUCACCCUGGUGGAAGAAAAAAACGUGAGGACGUACCAAAAUUGAUGAUCCAUGCAAAGGAAGACGUUAUGCCCAUGCAGGAAGAACUGAACCUCCUCUUCGGGGCAUUGGAAGUCUUUUUCGAUAACGAACAAGUGGCCAAUGAGACGAAUGAGGGAGACGAUUAUGUAAGCUCCUCCUUCAGCAUUACCUACGUACUAAACUUUUUUAUUAACAUAAGGGUAAAGUUUGCCUGCCGCCAUGUGAACCUCUUCUUCUUCCUAUCCAAGGAGGAAACACCAAAUUCGAAGAAGCCGAAAAAGAAAAAAAUAACAAACGUUAUUAUUUUCUUACAAUCGGAUGAAGGGAGAUCGAACCGAUUGGACAAGUCAAAAGGGAGAGAGAGGUACAUUGAAGCAUUUCACUUUAAGUUCACGUCGGAGAGGACCAUUUUUCAUUUUUUUGCCACGAAGAGAAAAAAUGCUUACCUCCUUAAGAACAAACUGUAUUUAUGCAACUUUGCUUCAUUUUGCGAUUUUCAUAUCCGUUCUGUUCCUUUGCGUUUUGAGUCCUUGAAGGGGGUGAGGGUGUACUCUCUUGCGGACCACGGGGGGGAAAAGAACAUUGUAAGGGUGAGAUCAACUGGUGGAUGCAAACCGGAUACCGUUGCAGGGAAGUCAGUAGGAAGGGAAGGAAGUUACACAAGGGGGGUUCAUCCGAAAGGUCUAUCCCCCGCACUGACCCUGAGACACCAGUGCCAGCUGACCCAAUCGGGACAGCUCAAAAGACACGGCGUGAAGAACAAGCACGUAAUUGCAUGUUACCUAGACAGGCUGGACCUGUACGUGCACGACUUCUUCCUCAACGUGGCUUACUACGCGUAUUUGCAUUUGUGGGCAGUGCAGAGGGGGGAGCUUAAUCAUGGAGGGAACAAUCAUCUCACGAAACGCCCACUCAGAAAUGUCUUCCCAUCCGAAUCGGACCUUCUACAUCUACGAAGAAACAACAACACCUUCUACAGAUCCGUUACCAAGAAAAUGUUAAGACUCUUCUUUUACUUUAUCGCGAAGAGAAUUACCUGCUCCUUUCUUUUUAUGGAAAAGGGGGAUAUGCCUCAGGAUCAGGGAUUCCCCCUCGGGGCAGCGAGGAAGCAUUUUAAGAUCCAGAUGAAUUGCCUUGUCGUAAAGUUGAGGAGUCACCUUGUGAGCAUCGAAACGGUGAAGGAGUCUGGUGGACAUAUAUGGAACGAAGCAAUAAAAGAAUUAGCAGACGUCGAAGAUGAAAAGACUAUCUCUGUGAAGGAACAUGUGGUGGGAGACUCCCCCGGCGGAAAGGUACACAAACUUCCACCCAUACGAAGGAACCUUUCCAAAAGAACAUACCAAAAGAAAAAACGACCACCCGUAAAAAGAUGCACCCCCCGCAGUAGGCACAAUUUCUACGUGUGUAAAUUGAACUUUCACAUGUAUGUAAAGGAAACCACUGUAAUGAGGUACAUCGUGGGGGGGGCUGGAGUGAAAAAGGGGAAAACCCCCCCAUGGGAGGAGAACCAUUUGGGAAAAUGUGAUCAUGUGGAGGAUCGAACGGUUUCAAGGGCGGUCCCCCCCAUUGGCCCAUUCCACCACGCAUCGACGGAGGUGGUGAAAACCCAGCAGGCAUAUAACCCCCACAUACGGAGCGUUACCCACGCAAGAACGAAAAAACCAAAGAGAAAAAACGUCUUUGUAAAAGUUGAGAGAACAAAUUUGAUCCUUUCGGACCUACUCAACAUGGUGAUUCAUUUGAACAGCCACAGGGUGCGAGUAUCUUCACAUGUGAACGUCUUGGAUUCGUUAAGAUGGUACAUUGAAGCUAUUAAUGAAACAUUUCAGAACCCGUUCUUUAGAACCCAUUUUCCGAUAGAUAGAUUGACGACUGAUAGAAGCGCAUCUGAAGAGGUGAGAGAUUUUAUAAAAAGGAGGAACAAGUAUGCACAUGGGGGGAGACUUACCAUGGAUGGACUCACCGUGGGAGAAGUCUACCCAAUGGAAGAGAACGGAAGAAAGAACUUACCCAUGUGGUACGAACCGAGUGGAACGCUCUUCCAAGUUAGGAAGGUACACAUUGCUGUGAAUAGGGUCACCUGGAGCUGCACCUACUUUGUGCGUCCACUUGGGGAGGAGGGCAUCACCAAAAGGAGAGGUGCUGAUUCUUCAGGUGAAGCAACUAACAAGGGGAAGCAAAGGAAAAAGAAGAAGGAAAAACUCCUACUGAAAACAAAAAAAGGGACAUUCGUUUUUUCUCGUGCGUCUAAUGGAACGACUCAGAGAAGACAAGUCCUACAAAUGGUUUGUCUCGUGAAAAGUACACUUUGUGACGUCCGCUUGUUUUUGAAAGGGUCAGAGGAUGGGAAGAAGUUUCUCAUUUUUCAGUCUAACUAUCUGCACCUGGGAAGUCAAAUAAGGUUUCAACUCCCCGUGAGGAAGGUGCAUAGAAGAGGUUUACAUAUAGUUAGGAGGAUCAGGCAUAGAGCGGGUAAAAGGGGAGAGAGGCAAACCGAUGAACCACCCAACUGUGCUCAUCAAACGGAUCCCCCAUUCCCACGUUUGCUUUAUCCUUCCAUAACAUGUUCGACACGCAAAGGGAAAGCUCGGCUCCUCUUUAAGAUGCUGAGAUGCUUGAAGAGGAAAAUAAAAACCCGCAGGAGAGAUGCGUCCUGUUAUUCUCCAACACGCGCUGCACGGGAACCGCACCAAGUGCAUGUCAAAACGGUACUAAAAUCGUACAGCAGAAAGGGGGAGAAGAGGGACGAUGAAUACGUUGGACGUAACUCCUCCUUCAACGUCCUCCUAAACGAGGAAAACGUCGUCUCGUUAGUUAAUUUGUACGCUUGCGUGGUGGAGCUGGGUGCCAAGGCACAGCGUCUCCUUCGCAGGUACGGCUUGGGUGGAAGUGGUAACGGCAGUGAAUGCCGACACGGUAACCGUGGUGGAAGUGGACGUGAUGCAUGUGAGGGUCUAGCUGGUCGCACAUGGCCCAGGAUGAGAGGAAAGCGACUCGCUCCAAUUAUCCGAAGAGUGCACACCAAUCAGAGGAUGAAGAAGAUGCGAACAGGUAACAGACCAGUGGUGGAUCAACAAAAUGGCCCUUUUGUGAGGGAGAAGAAGACAACGCAGAAGAGGGGGAUCCACCUGCCUAACGGAGGAGUGAACAAAUGGGUCAAUCAGAGGAAUAUCUACCUGUCGACGCAGCGGAGUGCCUAUUCCCCCCCACCUUCCCUUAUAGAUGCGCUGCUCAAAUCCGUGAGUUUUAAACUAAAGAAUAUUUUUUUGCUGUUCCACACGGACAGAGAGAACGUCUUCCUGGGGACGUACGUAGGCGACCUCAAGGGGGAGCUCACAAAGAAGGAAAGUAGAAGAAGCAAACAAAAGAGGACGCACAAUUUUAGGUACCUACAUGAGUUGAAAGAACUGCUCCUAUUCAGCAGCAACGACUAUUUUGAUCCCAAGGGGAAGGUGUACCUAUUUGAAAUGUUUAACUCCUUGUCGAGGCGAAACUACCAAAAUUGUAUGAACAUGUUCAUAUUUUUUUUAAAAAAAAAAAAAAAAAAUUUUCAAGGGGGCAAUUUGAAGAGGAGGAUAAACACUGAUGGGGGGGUGAAUGCGAUUAGUCUGGAAUGCAAGAACGGGGUGCUUCUCACCAGGCGAAAUAUCCCAACUGAAGGGAGAAAAGUUGUCGACCAGGGAGGGAAAACAAAACGACGUAUAGAACGAUGUGCAGAACGAUGUGUAGAACGAUGUAUAGAAGGAUGUACUCCUGCACCAACUGAAGUGACAACCGUUUUGAAGAGAGCACUUUCAAACAGGAAGGAGUUGCUUAAGGAGUACCUCACCAAUGUUACCUACUACGAAAGGAAGUAUACACAACAGGAGAGGAAGAAUACCAUCCUGUUUGUCAGGAGACGUGCACAUUUCCGUGUUGAAAAAACAGUUGGUUGCAUGUGGGGUGUGUUGGAGUCGAUAGAAGAGAGAGCCAAAAUGGUUGCUACGAGGAAGGAGAUUAACCAAAGUGGAAAAAUGAGUGUGCAUGUGAAGUAUGCUCUGAAAGGAGACCAUACGCUUAACAUAACUGUAAAACAUACGUAUAGGGAUGUUUGCUUCUUCCUCCCCAUGAACACCCUUGUGCAGUUGCAUAAAAUUGUGAACACGUCGAAAAUGUGGAAAGCAUUUCAUUUGUUGUCUGUUGGUAGAACCAGGCAAACGAAACGACCUGGUGAAGCAACCCAUGGAAGGAGAAAGAAGCAACUUUUUCUUUCGUACCACUUUAAAAUAUUUGUUGCUAAUUUGAACGUUCAUUUGUUGUCUGCUUGUACCUACCUUAUGGAUAAUGUUAAGGAGAGUGGAGAGGAGAUCCUAUACGAUAUGAGUCUCGUGAAGGAAAAAACGAGACGUGCCAACACAGGUGGACGCAUCGAAGGUGCUAAUAAAAGGAAAGCAACGAAUGAUAAGCAUAAAAGGGAAGACAAUCACAGAGUAUAUAACCAGGAAAGGACGAACGAGCUGCAUAGACGGAAGAAGGAAGCCUCUUCCACUGUGACACAGAAACGAAACAAAGGGAAGAAUGAACACACUUAUGUGAACACCCCCCCGGGAAAGCGCCAUCCAUCCUACUUAGGUGAUGAAAAAACAGUGGAACGGAAAAAUGUCUACUUGGUAGACAUUGAGAAAAAAAAAAGGAAAAGGAAGAGGGCCGUUCGAAGGGGUGACAACCAUGUGCAGACGCAACGACGGAAGGAAAAGCAGUGGAAGCAUACCCCUCACAGGGAAAGAGUAGAAAAGGGCACCCUCGUUGACGUCAACAAGACGCACUGUAAUAUAACUAUGCAGCACCUCCGCGUUAAGUGCGGCCUCCUGCACGCCCCCCUAACUGCUCACAGUGCCAUAAAUGUAAUUCGGGUGGAAAAGGUAGAUAUCUCAUCCAACCAGGGGAAGCACCACAAGGUGUACUUUAGCUUGGUGGGCGUCCGGAAAUUUUAUUUGCGGCGUUGUGGAGGAAGGCCAUCCGAUUAUAUGCAGAGGCAGAUAAACGGGGGUGGUGAUUCACCGAACAUUAAUGUGAUCUGUUUACGAGAGUUCUGCCUUUACAACGUCGUGGAGUUCAUGAACAUCCUGUGCUUCUUCACGCAAGUCAAUUACAUGCUUAACCGGGGAGAGUCUUUACACGUGAAGUCGGGAAACAAAGACAGGAAGAACCUCACCCCCAAAGUUUUAACACCAAGUUUCGCAGCCCUGAAUGGGAAUCACUUAUCAGAAGAGGGUACCAGCACGUUGAAGCAAAGUGGUUCCUUCUCAUUCGUCUCAAGGAGGAAUAGUACCAAGCGGGGCGUGACGACCCCCCUCAGUAGUAACUCCUUCUCUAAUUUCGCACUACCAGGGAGGGGUAAUCCAAAUGGUGGAACCGCAAGGGGGAGACACGCUCCCGUCCAGGUGAAUGACGAGAGGAAAGUGAUCACAGGGCUUAUUACUCCUCAGACAAGGGAUAACCACUUAAAGAAUACCGAAGCUGAUUCGAACGGGAAAAAAAUAGAUGUGCAGGAAAAAGUACUCUUGACGAAAAAUUGUGCAAGCCUAAUUGUGAGCAGAGUAUCCAUAUGCGUGAACAACAACGACCUGCUGAUUUGGAAGUUUCUUGUGGAAGAUUUAGAGAACCUAGGGAGGAAGCUGCGGGGGGGGAAGGUCUACACGUGCAGGUACAGCUACCGGGGGGUGAUGAUCUCGUCCAAGUUCCGCAAGGGAAAACGCGGCAAUAAGGGUGGCAAUAAGGGUGGCAUUAAGAAUGGCAGUAAGGGUGGUAGUAAGGGUGAUAGUCAGCGUGGUAAUAACCCCCCUUGGAAGAUGCUUGGCAGGCCGCUCACACGAACGACAAACAAGCUGCAUAUAAACGUGGACCUGAUGAAGGUGUCCUUCCUAACGUUGGGGUACCUGCACGAACUGUUCUGCAUAAACAGCGUGAAUAACCAACUAACCCUGAGAAGUAGAUACCGAAAGGGGAAGAUCAAAAAGACAGAAGUGGCCCUGAACAUGAAGCAGAUGAAUGCACUCUGCAUAGACGUAACACAUUUUAGCAACUUCCUGUUUAAAAACGCCAGGAGAAUUCCCCUCGUGGAUUCUUUCGACCUUUCAGUGCAUUACAACAUGGAUGAGAAGAAAAAAAAAAAGCUUUGGGUGUAUGUAAAAAAUGACGUGCACAUAUAUAUAGGGAGAGGGAUAGUAAACUUCCUCUUCCUUUUCAGGCAGCAUUUUAUUCAUUCGCAUUUUGCCUACCAUGAGUGUCUACUUUGCAGUCAGGUGAGUAACGAGAAGAUGCGAACGAUUAGAGAUUUGCGCAAUUUUGUUUCCUUCCAGAAUAAGUUUAACAAGGAAUUCGUUAUGGUCAAAAAUUACACUCCUUACAACUUGGCCUACGAGUAUGAGCAGAAUGUUGGGUUGGUGAAGAGGCAUCAGGACAGCGUCAUUGUGUGUGCGAAUUUGUUUUUCCUCCUCAUUUACAGUGUGGAGGAUUCCAAUUUGAGGAAGAAAAUUUUUCUAAAAGGGAGGAAUUACCUCUCGGGGGGAAGCCACCACAAUGCUGAUCGGUAUGGACCCCACUUUGGACAGCCCUACAGACACCAACGCGGGAAGCAGGACCCACUCCAUAAGAAGACACUGAAUGAGAAAAACUACCUACACAUUGAUGUGGGCAUUUAUGACAAUAAAAAGUGUAUCUACGUUUAUCCCUAUUUUUUUGUAAACGUCCUGUUCGAUGAGUACCUGAAGCGGGAUGCCUCCACCAUGACCACGAACGAUCCAUCCAAUAUAGGGAAAAGAAAAAAAAAAAAAUUUCUCCAUUUGAAGUUAAAGUUUAUUAAGGCUAACAUGAUUAACACGUGCGUGGUGAAGGACAACCAGACCGCCUUCAGCAUCCCCUUCCAUUUUAUGAAGCAGUGCGAAUUUAUACAACUCGUCGUGAAGAUGCAGAAUGAUAAGCUAUACGUGAGUAACAAAAUGAAGUUCUCUCAAUUUUUGAAACUGAGGAGGUAUGUCUUUCGGGACAUUCACGAUAGCGUUCAUGUGCUCUAUUGCAGUUUCUUCUUCUUGGUGAAGAAGCGUGCACACCGCGUGGGGAGGAUAAAGGUACAAGGGGGAGAAGGAAAAGGCGUGCACCUUGAUCAGGCACACUUGCAGAGGGAUGACUCAGUGCACCCCCGCAAUCGAACCGACGCAGAAGAAGCCAAGUACUCCAAAAUAUUUAGUGUCGUGCGAAUUUUAGAAAAAAACGUGCACGUCCUAUCUAUACAAAAUAGCAUGAAACUAAUUAACCUAACUCCAUUUAACAUAAAUGUCCUAUUAAAGAGAGAAAAGGGAAGAAUAAAAACGUACAGUUUACGCAGCUUCGAUUGUGUGAAUGUGUACCACUUUUGCUUCCUUGACAAUCUUAUACUCAACUUUAGUCUGUCCUUCUAUCGCCAAUGGAUAAAGUUUUUGCGAAUAAACAAUGAGGCAUAUUUUGCACGUGCGGAAGUGAAACAGGAUUUAUUCGUGGCUACAAAUGGGGGGGUUGUUGGACAAACGAGAACCACUCCCGAUAAUGACAGCGAAACGGAACACCAUACAAAUGUGAAAGCUCUCCCAAAAAUUAUCUUCUUCGAUAUUGUCAAAUUUCACGGCCUCUACUUUGUUGUCUACAUAUACAUGCACGAACAGAACUACAACAUAGCCAUAGUAAGUAAGCACAACGUUAUGAACUACACGAGAAACGUGCUGCAGUACUACCUGUUGAACGACGAGGAGAAUUGUCUAGACGACCUCAACUUCCAAUGCGAGGUUAAGAAGUACAGUUUGAAGGAAACAUACACUCAGAUGAAGGAAGAUGUGCUUGUGCUUUCCCCCGUUAUGGAAAGGAGGGUCUUCACAAUCGACAAGGAUAUUUUAAAAAUUGAAGAAAAAAAAAAAAAAAUGGAAAAGGAAGAAAAAGAGGGCAAUGAACACUGUAUUAAAAACUACUGUUUUAACCACCGGUUUGCCCUAAACAGUUACAACAAAACGAUGAGCAACGACUCAGUCUCCUACGAAAUAAAUAAGUCCUACACCAAGGUGAUACAGCUGAACGAGGAAUACGUGACUGUGCGUGUGCACCACCUGCACUUCCACCACUUUGGCAUUUCUUUUAUUCAAUUUUUUCCCUACCUCGUUCUGGUCAACCUUACGAAGUACGUCUUCGAGGUGAAGUCCAAGCCGCCCGACGCGCUGGAGAAGGCGCAGCAACGAAAGCGGCAGCAAAUAUACGACUCGAACGAAAGCGACGAUCUCAAUUUCAGCGAACAUUCCUGUUUUUCCCCUACCAGUGAAGACGACUCAGGGUUCGACCUGGGGGAAGAAACCAAACCAAGCGGGAAAAGCGUAUCACGUGGGGAAAGCGUACCAAGUGAUCAUUAUGAAGGAAGCAGCUACCUGGGUAGAAUUGCCGCCCUCUUUGAUGAAGAAAAGGUGGAAAGUAAACACCCUGACCGGACGAACCUAUUGGAUAGCAUGAGUGUGCAGGAGCUAAACAUAAAGAACAAAAGUGCAUGGGAUUUUGUAAGUUUUAAAAUAAGGCAACAGGAAGGGGAAGGAGGUGAAGUACUGCCCGACCAAGUGGUACCGGUGGAAGAACAACAGAACGAACUGGAACGGAACGUCCUGAUCAAAUCCACAGUUAACCGCCCAGAAAGCGCCAAACUUGUGAACUACACGCAAGCGCUGAAAGUGUUAACCCGGAAGAGUCAGGAAAAGAGGGGAGAACCCCGAGUAGGGAAGACCAAACACGUAAGGGGGAAGUAUAUAAAAAUCCACAAGAACUGUGCUACCUACUUUUACACGUACAAGUAUGCACAAAUCUACACGAAGAACAACCAACACCUUACCGUGGUGAAGGAGAAGCUCUUUCAUAUCUUCACCAUAGAGAAGGAAAAAACGUAUUACAUUUUUAUUAGGAGAAUUCCACUCGUGUCGGGGCAGCUACAGGGGGAGAGCAGUAUGCCAAAUAAUGGAAUCCCCCCGAAGAGUGAAAAUCCGGCAAGGCAAAGAAUGAACAGGUGUAAUAAUAAUGAUGUUGAUACAAAUGAUAUGGGGUGCACUUCUGAGGAAGGGGAGGAGCCCCCCAUGGAGGAUGAACCAAAAGGGGAGGAUGCACCCAAUCGGGAGGAUGCACCCAAUCGGGAGGAUGCACCGAAUGGGGAGAAUGCCCCCCUUGGAACACUCCCGUCAGCGGAAUAUGAGCGCUCUCUCCACGAGUAUAACCGCUUGAAAAAAAUGAACAUCGACCUUGUUACCUUCACGAGGAAGAACACAAUGAGAAGAAUUUUCAAAAGGUAUAAGGAGAAAAUAAACGAACAGGUGAAUAAAAAAGGGAGGAUCCAGAUUUACAACAAUUUGGACGUCCCCUUUUUUAUCAACCCAGCAGAAAGUAGACACCUAUUUUUUGUAAAGAAGAAGUACAUCCAUUUCAAAGAUGAGAAAUGUAUUUUUUUUUUUUUUCCAAAAUUCAUCCUAGUGAAUAGGACGUUACAAUUGUUACUAAAGCUGGGAGAUGACACGUCAGUGAGAAAAUACCAAUCGGUUAGGAACUACCUCCACUUGGUGAAGACUGAACAGAUGGAUACAAAUUUCCACGUGAUGAAAUUCUCCCUAAUUUGUAACCUCAUUUCGUCCUUCUCCUUUUCCUUCUUCCUACUCAAGAGGAGGAAAGUUAGGACUGUUAGCCCCUCCAUUGGGGAAACCCAAUUCGUGUACUACGAACUGUACCUUGUGAAGCACCACUGCGAUAUUGUGCUGAAUAAAAAUAACGACGUCAACAUUAUUGUGAAUGGAUCUAGGGAGUCCCAAUUUGUGAAGAACGUUUUCUCACUAGACUACUGUUUCCACUUCCUAAAGUGGCAAAAUAACAUAAUAGGGGAACCAACAGUGACGUCAUCCAACCGGCAUUACACGAAUGUGACACUCCCCCGAAAAGAAGACACAAAAGGGGUCAUCUACAUAAACAACCUCUACGGACUGAACGAAAAUGACCUAGUCAAUGUGAAAAUAUUUAUUAAAAGCGUUAGUCUGCUACUAACCUUCGAGGACGUAUCGAGGGAGGCCAUUACCCUUGUGAAUAUGAACCAGAGAAUUCACUUUAGUAAAAUAUUCUUCAAUUUUUAUACCUUCCAGUGUUUGAAUAGGAAGUCCCUUGCGAGGAGGAAACGAUGCAUAGGGUUCUGUGAGGUGCGAAGAACCCGGAAGGAGCGGCAACCGAAGGAGCGGCAACCGAAGGAACGACAUCGAUGGGGGGUGCGCCCACCCCGACGGAACGAAUUGGUGGAUGAGAAUUCCUCCCCAAGUCCGACCAACAAUAAUAACCGUAACGGCGUCGUAGCAUUGUCCAACUGGAGUGCUAACCCAACAAAGGGGGAACCAAACAGGCAGUGCUCCAAUAUAGUUGCCCUGGAGGAAUCAUCGUCUACCCCUUUGUCCGACGAGCCGAACGAAUGGGGAGAGAAGAACCCACAAAUGAGAAGCAGCCGCAUCGUGAGGAAGCUACUCAGGAGAGGCAGACCAGAAUAUCUAACAACCAUGAAGACAGAUACGACUAUCCGUAUGGCAGGAAAAACACAUACACUGUUAAGAAGAAAAAAUAAUAUUUCAAAGAUUUACAAUGUGUAUAGAUUAUUCAAGAGCAAGUUGUAUUGCCAGUACUCCUCCCACUUGUUCUAUAAUUACGUGAAGAACAUCCAUUUGUACAAGCAACUGUUUGGCUUGUUAAAAAGCAACGUCCAUGUGGUGAGCAUGAGCUUUUCUGAUUUUUACGAGAGGGUACUAAUCCUAAUAGAUAACAUACGUGUGAGUAAGGAAGACGAGGGGGUGGAGAAGAAAACCUUUGAACGAAACAGCCACACCAUUCUUACCAAGUACAAUGAUGAGGAAACUUUUGUCAGCGUUAAUAUCGACCUUCUAAAACAGAGGGUUAUGAAAUACAAGCAUAUUUAUAACAGUUUGAAUAUUGUGCAUGCUUGUUGUCACUUGGAGAGGGAACGCAGACAGAAGAAGAGGCGCAUAAAAAGACAUACCAUCCAGUGGGUUAUGCCCCCAAAGGAGUCCUCGACGAACAGGGGGAGGAGAGUGACGACCCACUUAGCGGAAGAGACGCACACAAGAAGAGUCACCUUUUCCGAAAGGAACGCUGCACGUAUUGCCAGGUCGAAAAGCUUUGCCACGAAUAGGGCACACGCGCUACUGUACAGUGCGUACUAUUUUUAUAAGAGGGGGAAGGACUCCCGUCGAGGCUCCCUCGAUAGUGACGCCGCCAAUCGUGGUGAUGAUGCCAACCGUGGUGAUGCAACUAACUACGGUGCGCUGACACACCAAAUAGACAACCUCGUCCAGUUCAUCGAGCAGAUCAAGAAGCAGAAGCCGCACAAGAGACGAAGCGAAAUCAUAAAAAAUUUAUCCAUCGAAAUUGCAAGUCUGAGCCUGACCCUGGACUAUAACUACUUUGCUAAUAUCUUGCCUCUUUGUUAUGAGUAUGUGUGUACGCAGUUGCGUCAGUAUAGGUUUUACGGCGCUGAGGAGGGUGCACAUGCAGCAGGGAUGGGCAACCAAGCCAACCAUGCCAACCGUGCCAACCACAGUAACCAUUCCAGCUAUCGGGACAACGCCCUGCAGAUGCUCCUGCGCGACGCGGAAAGACUGAACAAAUUUGAACCAUUCGCCUACUCGCGCAGUCUGUAUAUACCCACCAGCGAAAGGAAAAAAAACUUCCUCCUGUACAUAUAUAACCUGGAUAUAAAAAAAACGAAGAUCUACAUAAACGUAAAUUAUCUGCUCAAGUUAUUGUUGACAAAAAAUUUCCUCAUGAAUAUAUCAGCCAUAAAAAUCAAAAAUAAAAAAAAAAAAAAAAUACAAUAUAUUUUAAAAAAAAUAAAAAAAAUAUAUUUCUACAAUUACAUCAGCAUUUUUUUUUAUCUUCUCAAAAAUAUAAAUAUAUCAGAACAUUCAUCAUCCGCGACGUUGAAUUUGUUGUCUUUUGUGGAAAGUAUUUUAAAAAACAACUUGCAGUUACUGAGCCCGUUAAACAACUUGUACAGCAUUGUUGUUACGUUGAAACACAAGUGUGAGCAUCAAUUGGAACAUAGCAGUAAAGCGGGUAGGAGUAUUAACGGGGAUACAAGCUACUCAUUAAAUAAACACAUCAAUCCUUUUUUCAACUUUGAAGCCAGUAGGGGACUCUUAAUUUCGUCCAGACAUUAUUAUGAGUAUUAUUCGCAGCAGGGAGAAAACAGAACCAGUGCCUACUUGAAAAAUUUUUUCUCCUUCAAUUACGGAACCUUUUUUGGGAAAAGUGUUUUUACAAGUCCCUUUUCGAAGGAGCAACAACAGCGUAGCGGCACUGCCGUGCGGAGGACACUCCUGGACGUGCUCAGCCCAGGCACCCCAGGGGAGGAUGAUGAACUACUACAUCGUCCUACUGAACCAGCAACUAGUGGCAUCCCCCUAAGGAGUAAAUCCCACACGGCGGAAGGAGACGACAAACAGGCACGUGCACUUGAACGGGCGCGCCGUAUCCCACGAGGAACCCCCCAAGGGGAAGCCGAACCAGGACACACGCAAGAGGAAGCUAACCGCCCGAAGCGUAAAAAGAAGAAAAUGAAGAGGAAAAAAAAACGAGACAUUCAAAAUAUAACGCAUAUAUCCUUUACGCAUAACCUAAACAUAAGGAAGUAA
Molecule: messenger RNA, 15285 nt
Organism: Plasmodium coatneyi
Lineage: Eukaryota; Apicomplexa; Aconoidasida; Haemosporida; Plasmodiidae
Exons: 2
Coding region: 1-15285 (5094 amino acids)
Source: RefSeq, a predicted model, not a curated record